AUGUUUGUUCCAAUUCCUGGCAUUGUUGAUUUCGCCAACUACCUUAUUACAGAUGAGUACAAUGAAAUUUUCCCAAUUGUUAACAUUGUUCUCGCUGUAUUUUUCUUCUUUUACAGAUUUAAGCGUCCAUGUCCAUAUGGCCGCUUGAGACCACAGAACAAAAAGCUUGGAGCUGAAAUUUCUCCUAAACUUGCAUUCAUGAUAUUCAAUUUAAUUCCAUUUGCUGUUACUUUAUACUUCAGAGCUUAUUAUCGUUACCUUUUCAGCGAAAUACCACUUAUCAACAUCCCCAUUAUCUUUUGGUUGACAGUUUAUCUCUUUAGAGGAACAAUUUAUGCUUUACUCCGUUCAAAAUUUUCAAAUCCAUGGCCAGUCAAAACUGUCAUCUAUUUCCUUCUUAUGAACAUCUCCAAGUCAAUUCUCUUCGUUAGGUGCAUCACAUUCCAGAAUUGGGAAUUAAAAGGAGCUUAUAAAAUUACCUUAUGCGUUCUUUGGGUUAUUGCCUUCCUAUUUGGAGCCAAGUAUGAUAUCCAGCUCACACUUAAGAGGUUUAAGAACGCAAAGGGCUACAAAUUCAUGAAAGGCGGCAUUUAUAAUUUAAUUACUUGCCCCAACUACUUCUUCGAGUUCUUGAUGAACUUAUUCCUUAUUCUCAUGAUAGAUAACGACAUCUACAGUGUUGCUGUCUUCAUUUGGAUGCUUCCAAAUGUACUUACACGCGCAGAAACUCUUCAUUACUGGUCAAAGAAGUUCCAUAAGCCAAACUACCCCAAGAAUCGUGCUUCAUUCAUACCAUUUAUUAAGUUUGAAUCUGUUUUGGAAGCUUUCCUUACUACUCUUGAAUAUGGAGGAUUUUAA
This is a messenger RNA of Trichomonas vaginalis G3, 858 nucleotides long. Its product is annotated as 3-oxo-5-alpha-steroid 4-dehydrogenase family. Gene Ontology annotation, molecular function: oxidoreductase activity, acting on the CH-CH group of donors. Gene Ontology annotation, biological process: lipid metabolic process. The transcript has a single exon. The record is from RefSeq and is a predicted model, not a curated record. The coding region runs from base 1 to 858 and encodes 285 amino acids. Lineage: Eukaryota; Parabasalia; Trichomonadida; Trichomonadidae.